Triticum aestivum (bread wheat) is the source of this 1653-nucleotide messenger RNA. RefSeq names its product putative serpin-Z8. Bases 94 to 1413 code for a protein of 439 amino acids. The record is from RefSeq and is a predicted model, not a curated record. NCBI's taxonomy places the organism in Eukaryota, Viridiplantae, Streptophyta, Magnoliopsida, Poales, Poaceae. The transcript has 2 exons. Gene Ontology annotation, molecular function: serine-type endopeptidase inhibitor activity.
UAUACGCCAGGUCGGAGUUUAUCCUCCAACUGAAUCAUGAUCUCUGAUCUCUGCCCAUCGAUGGAGGCGCAGUAGCCCGGCGACGAGUCCGGCAUGGCCGACCUCGCCGCCCGCCUCACCAAGCGACUCUGCGACGCCAACAGCGGUAAGAACCUGGUCUUCUCGCCGCUCUCCAUCUACGCCGUGCUCGCGCUCCUGGCCGCCGGCGCCGGCGGGGACACCCUGGAAGAGAUCCUCCGUGUCCUGGGCGCGCGAUCCCGCAGCGAGCUAGAGGCCUCCGUGGCGCGUCUCCGGGACGGGCCCCUCAGGGACAGAUCGGAGUCCGGCGAGCCGAGCGUGGCGUUCGCGUGCGGCGUGUGGAGCGACCUGACGUGUCCGCUGAAGCAGGCCUACGUCGACGCCGUCGUCAGCAGUUACAAGGCCGAUGCCGCCGCCGUCGAUUUCCUAAGAGCUCCGGAGCAAGCGACGGCGCAGAUCGACGCGUGGGCCGCGGCGGCCACGAGGAACCUCAUCCGGUCCGCCGUGCCCCCCGGAGCCGUAGACGAGGACACGAGGGUCGUGCUGGCCAACGCCAUCUACUUCAGGGGCAAGUGGCAAGUGCCGUUCUACGAGAGCUCGACCAAGAACAGGCCGUUCUACCGGCUGGACGGCACCGCCGUCGACGUCCCCUUCAUGUCGAACUACGGCCGUCACUUGAUCGCCGAGCACGACGGGUUCAAGGUGCUCAAGCUACGCUACAAGAGCAGCUCACCGCCCUACACCAGCAUGUGCAUCUUCCUCCCGGACGCGUGCGACGGCCUGGGGAGCCUGCUGGAGAGGAUGACGUCGUCGCCAGGCUUCCUGCGAGAGCACCUGCCGACGAGCAUGGCCGUCGUCGUUGAGUUCGGGGUGCCCAAGUUCGAGCUCACCUUCGAGGGCAGCGUCACCGACGUGCUCAAGGAUCUGGGGCUCGCUCUUCCUUUCGGCGAAGGCGCCGACCUCUCGGAGAUGAUGGAGGACAUGCACGUCCAGGUGCAGGACGGUCUUCCACAAGGCCGUCAUCGAGUCGAGGAGGGGUCGCACGCGGUCCUCUUUGCGGGGCAUGUUGUCGACCCCGGCAAUGGCGCCGGAGCGGUGAUGCCGUCCCCUCCUCCUCCUUUCGCGGAGCGCAACACAGCAAUGAAGCGGAUACUAGAGUCUGAUAAGGUGAGUGAGGCGAUCAACAGAUCCAAGCGUGCGUUCUUCGAUGAUGGCCCGGAGUCGCCGGUGUUACCUAUUGCUCCGUUUAACUGUCCGACGACAUACCCAGGACCGCCGUACAGAAACCUCCCUUCACAAAAUCCAGCAUAUCCACGACCACCAAAAAUGCUAGACUUGCGGGGCACCGUAAGGAGCUCAGCCUACGGAAGGAAGUCACGGGAUGAGGUGUUCUAAGUCUACGGAAGGAAGUCACGGGAUGAGGCCAGCUGUGGAGGUUUUAGAAGAAAACCGCCGCUUUCCUAGGAGAAAUCAACUCAAAUUGGCUCAAAGAAUUCUUUGUUGCAGCCUCCCGUCGGUGCCAUCCCCGCUGCUGCCACCAAGCCCAGCCGCCCGGCCUUCUCUCUCAUGUAGAAGUUAUUUUGGUGCUUUGUUGUUGCUUUUUCUUUUAAUCCCAUGUACCCUUAUUCAAACUUG